This is a messenger RNA of Hyposmocoma kahamanoa, 1299 nucleotides long. RefSeq lists its product as uncharacterized. Bases 222 to 1085 code for a protein of 287 amino acids. The transcript has 4 exons. NCBI's taxonomy places the organism in Eukaryota, Metazoa, Arthropoda, Insecta, Lepidoptera, Cosmopterigidae. The record is from RefSeq and is a predicted model, not a curated record.
GCGGAAGGUUCUACGAGUACGCCAGCCGCGGAUAUAAAAGUCGUGCGCCGCGUAGCUGCUCCAUUAUAACUCCGCUCUAGCUGCUGUGCGAAUCUCCGAAGUGCAGAAUCUCCGAGAGGUUGCGAAGACACAUCGAAGCUAUCUGCUCUAAAAGCAUCAGCUGUGCAGCUGUACACCUGCUGUUAAGCUACAAACAAAGAGAGACUCUCAGCUCGUCCAAGAUGUACGAUAUUACCGUUUUCGUAAUUGUGACAGUAUGCGCGGGGACGGUAGUUGCGGCUGGCUCUAGGCCCCUGACUUGCUUCUGGUGCGGACCUCUGGCAAAUCAGGUGCAUAAGAGCACUAAACCACCGCCGUGCGAAGCAGCUGCGAACCACCACAUGAUAUGUGAACAACAAUACACGCAUUGCGCUACGGUAUAUACGUCUCCACCACAUAUAGAAUCAAGACUUUGCACCAAAAUAUAUAGCGAGGAAUGCUACACAGAGUUUUGUAACAUAACCAGAACCUGGAAAAUUUCAUGUCCAUGCGAAGGUAAUAUGUGCAACGUGCGUGAUCUUCAGCGAGAAAGGGUAAUAUUCGACAUAUUGAACAACCUUGUCGACAAAACCUUUAAGAACUAUCGCUUCAAACGAUCAAAUAUUGAAAAAGCUAAGUCAAUGAAAAAACAUCUAGGUCAGAUCAUUGCAGAUGAAGAAAACGAAACGUUACGGGCAACAUAUAUCCCAUUUGAUAUUCCAAAGCAUGAUUUGGCAAGCCCACCCGUACCCAGCUUCAUGACGUCAACGACGGAGAGCCUGAGUCCAAAUACUGCGACUAAUAAUACUUGCCGGGCUAAGUCAGCACACAAACUACAACAACAAAAAGAAAGCGAAGAAAAAGUCGACGUAUCAAUUAAACUAUGGAAAAAAGUUGAUGUUAAUGAGAAUGUAUUCCACAAAUUAAAUAAUAACACAGCUCAAGUGUUGGAAAUAUUUAUGAGAUCUCUUGAACAACACACAAAUAACGCUCUCAGAGUAUACACCAGCAUCUCACAUGUUCUGUUGUGUGCUUUCAUAUCUGUCUAUAAUUUAAGCAUAAUAUAAAUUAUACUACUUUUAUUAAAAUAUGUUUAUUAAACGUAGUUAACAAUAUUAUGUUUCUUUAUGUAAUAAUGAGGUUAUUGUAAUGUUAGUGUAUUAUGAUACAUUAUUUACAUACGUAAGUAUAGUUAGUAGAACAGUUCAUUUUUGUUCAAUAUUAUGCACUUGCGUUAUCGUAAUUACCUUUUUUAUAUAACAGUGAGUAAAAUUAUGAUAA